CUCUCUUCAAAAUCCAACUAACACGACGAGACGGAGACUCCUCCCUUUUAACUUUCUCAUUUUUUUUCUUCCUUUGGAUUCAAAGCUAUAUUUUUGGGGGUGAUUUCGUUAAAACCCUAAACUCCUCCCCCACUCAUAGUUAUACGAAGGGGGAGAGCAAAGCUUUGCGGGUUUCGACAUUUCAAUUAUGGAUUUAGAAGACAAAUAUCUUGCUAAAGUUUCUGGCUUACAAAGUCUUUCUUCAAGUGUGCAAAGCACCCCAGAUAAAAAUGGCCAUUCAGAUGAUGCUUCGAUAAGUCCAAAACUCCUCCAAGAGUUCCUGAAAUCUGGUUCAAGGAAAGAUCUUCUUCGAACCUGUUGUGAUCAAGACGAGAAAAAUUCAGCUUCUUCAAAGAGCAAAAUGAAUGAAGCUUUGAAGUUGUGUAACAAGCCAAUCAAAAAGUCAGAGUUAAGAAAGGCCUCAUCCACUGCCAACAGUCAGCCUUCCUCUAGGAAACAAACCAGAAAAGGGGAGAACCCUAUUAGGGUGCUUCCAACUUCCGAGCAGCCUUCAGAUCAGGGAAUUUCUAACUCAUGGACAUGUAAAAAUUCUGCUUGCAGAGCUGUUCUGUCCAUAAACGACACAUUUUGCAAGAGAUGCUCGUGUUGCAUCUGUCAUUUAUUUGAUGACAACAAGGAUCCCAGUCUUUGGUUGGUAUGCACCUCUGAAUCUGGUGAGGGGGACUUUUGUGGGCUGUCAUGUCAUAUAGAGUGUGCGCUUCAACGUGAGAAGGUGGGGGUUGUUGAUCUUGGCCAAUUAAUGCAGCUGGAUGGUAGCUAUUGUUGUGCUUCUUGUGGUAAAGUUUCAGGUAUACUUGGAUGUUGGAAGAAGCAGCUAAGUAUAGCUAAGGAUGCUCGUCGCCUGGAUGUACUUUGUUAUAGAAUAUACUUGAGUUACAGACUCCUAGAUAAGACUUCUUACUUUAAAGAAUUGCAUGAGUUUGUGAAAGAUGCAAAGGCCAAACUUGAAACAGAAGUGGGCCCUGUGAAUGGGGUUUCUGCUAAAAUGGAACGGGGAAUUGUCAGCAGGCUUUCUGUUGCUGGUGAGAUAAAUAAACUAUGCUCUCUUGCAAUUGAAAAAGCAGAUGAAUGGUUGACAACCAUUAACACUAAACCAAAGUGCCAAGAUUCACGUCCUGCUGCUUGCAGGUUUCUAUUUGAAGAAGUAACGUCGUCAUCUGUUGUAAUUAUUCUAAUUGAACUGUCAACUGCAUCAUAUGAUGAUAUUGAGGGCUAUAAGCUCUGGUAUUUCAAGAGUAGAGACAAGACACAUACAAAAGAACCUGUCUGUGUCUUUCCAAGAACUCAGAGAAGGAUUUUGAUAGCUAAUCUGCAGCCCUGUACUGAGUACACCUUUCGUAUUGUUUCUUUCACUGAAGCCGGUGACUUGGGUCAUUCUGAGGCUAAAUGCUUUACCAAGAGUGUAGAGAUAAUUCACAAGAAUCCUAAUUCAACCGUUGUCAUGAAUCACAAGAAGGAUAAUGCCCUUACUGAAGGAAGUUCUUCAGGUUCAAAGGAGCUCACAGAAGAAGAUUCAUCUGUAUUUAAGGUUCGAGACCUUGGAAAGAUCCUGCGUCUCGCUUGCGCUCAAGAGCAAGGCUGCUUUGAAGGGUUUUGCAGCACUGAUAUAGACAAAUGCCGUGAAGCUAGCAAAAUUGUUAAGCCUGAAACUCAAGAACAUGAUCAUAUGCCACCUGUUUCGCGCGGGCUUGACUUAAAUGUUGUCUCUGUCCCUGAUCUUAAUGAAGAACUUACUCCAGUCGAAUCCUCCAGGGAUGAAGAUAAUGGUUGCACUUUAGGACAGGCCAUGGAGGCAGAUGACGAUGCUGCUUCACAUGGAAUAGAGAAGAACGGAUUGGCAAGAUCACAUGGUAGUGGUGAUUCCCAGACCUGUGCUAACGGACCAACAGGGGAAGUGCCUGCUGUUGAUUCCCAUACGGUGUUGUGCAGGAAAAGAGCAGCAAACUCAAAUGAAGAGGCACAUGACUGUGAUAGCGCUCUAAUAAAUGGGUCACCCUUUCAAAUCUCCAAUUAUUCUACUUCCUUGGAGGAUACCUUCGAGUCCUGUGUGAAGAUAUUCAGAUGGCUAGAAUGUGAGGGACAUAUUAACCAGGAAUUCAGAUUGAAAUUACUAACAUGGUUUAGCUUAAGGUCAACAGAGCAGGAACGUAGGGUGGUCAACACAUACAUUCAAACCCUGAUUGAUGAUCCAAGUAGCUUGGCAGGGCAGUUGGUUGAUUCGUUUUCAGAUAUCAUAUCUAGCAAGAGGCCACGUAAUGGAUUCUGCAGUAAGCUGUGGCACUAAAUUACUGCUACGCAUUCUCAACUAUAGGGUUCCGAAGAUCGUUAUUAUUUUUUCUAGCGAUAAACUUACCCCUGAUCGUUCCACCAACUUGUAUAGCUAUUUUUUCCCAUUCACUAUCGAAAGGUGAUUCUUUGUAUCACGGACUUGCAGCUGAAAGAUUUGGCUCGCAGAUUGCUGGCAGGACUCCCACUAAAGUUAAAGCGGAACCUUGGAUGUACCCGGGGUUUCGUUUUUUCAGAAGCAUUUUUCAUUUCCUAAAACAUCUUAGUUACAUUUGAAGCAGUAGACAUUUAAUCGUGGGAGAAAAUAUUUAUGUAUGGAUGCUUUCAUUUCUGACUUCUGUAAUUCAGAGAAGGUUAUAUGAAU
This is a messenger RNA of Hibiscus syriacus, 2710 nucleotides long. RefSeq names its product VIN3-like protein 1. Gene Ontology annotation, biological process: vernalization response; epigenetic regulation of gene expression. NCBI's taxonomy places the organism in Eukaryota, Viridiplantae, Streptophyta, Magnoliopsida, Malvales, Malvaceae. Gene Ontology annotation, molecular function: protein binding. The transcript has 5 exons. The coding region runs from base 188 to 2344 and encodes 718 amino acids. The record is from RefSeq and is a predicted model, not a curated record.